Molecule: messenger RNA, 4537 nt
Organism: Ornithorhynchus anatinus (platypus)
Lineage: Eukaryota; Metazoa; Chordata; Mammalia; Monotremata; Ornithorhynchidae
Gene: FAN1
Product: FANCD2 and FANCI associated nuclease 1
Exons: 14
Coding region: 178-3288 (1036 amino acids)
Biological process (GO): interstrand cross-link repair
Cellular component (GO): nucleus
Molecular function (GO): 5'-3' exonuclease activity; 5'-flap endonuclease activity; flap-structured DNA binding
Source: RefSeq, a predicted model, not a curated record
UCCCAAGCCCGGGCUCUUGCCACCGAGCCACGCUGCGAUGGUAGGCAAGAAGAGAAGCUCUAGAGGCAAACGUCAUGAAGUCAAAUAGGGUCCAAGUUUUGACGAUUUUUAAAAAAUAUCCUAAUUUUCAUACGAAGCCAAGUAUCUUGAACAGUCUAUCUGCAAUUUUCCCCUAAGAUGUCUGAAGCCAAAUCUCCAGAGAAAAAGAGACCUCGUAAGAGUUUGUCAAGGAAUAAAAACCGAAAAAAUGAAACAGAGGGUAAAUCGAACCCUAUCGUAUCUCUCUUUAACAAUGCACCGCCAGCCAAACUCGCCUGUCCUUUUUGUAGAAAAUUGGUGCCAAGAUACAGUUUAAAUGCACACAUUGAUGCAGGGUGCCCGAAGAACAGUGACAACACAGUCGAUCCGGAGCGUGACGGGUCGGAAAAUCCUCAUCUAUCCGUCGUGUGCCAGACUCCAAAGAAAUCCUCACCGUCGGCGGCAAGAAUAAGCCCCGGCCAAAGCAACCCCGAGAAAGGGAGCGUUGGGCAACGGACGAGCCCCUACUUUGAGGCGAAUGAUAAACCGACAGACGAUAUUCAGGAUGAGCGGAGAAGUCGGUCUGUGAAAGAAAUCCCACUGGGAAGCCUGUCAUCUAAACUGACUAGGAAGUAUAAAGAGGCUAGAAAAUUGGAGCAGAAUGGGAGUUUUAAGGCACGUGAAGUUGAGGCACAGAGAGGGCAAUGUACAGUUGACAAUAUGCCAGCCUGUGGUCGUAGGGAAGGCAAUAUGGAGAAUGAUUCUGGAAACAAAAAUCAGCUUCUUAUAGCAAAGCCUUCUGGAGCCUUCCGGAAAGAAGACGCUUCCUCCAAAAAUAUCUCGGAAAGUAGGGAAAUAAAGGGAAGUCCUGAGAGUGCUCAGGAACACGAGGCAGUGAGGCCCUCGGCUGGUCCCAUCGAAGAUCCUCUUCAGUUAGCGGUACCAGACCACGCUCUUGGCGGUCAACUGUCAGCUUCAGAGAAGGUUCUAGAAAAACAGAAGAGUUAUAAAGUUGCAAAUGAAAAUCAAGACGAAUCCACAGCACCGAGAACAAAAACGAGCCGUGCUUCGGGAGGCAAAGCUCAUCUCACCAAGAACGAUCGCUUUUUGGGGAAUUCAGAAGAGAAUUUUAAGUGCCACAUAAAUCAUCCUGAAAAGAGGACUGUGGAAGGAUUUCCUGUGGAAGGGUGCAAUAACUUAAAGGACAGAACGAUUUGCGGUACUUUUUCGGACCUUUCAGAGGAGUUAGGGCCAAGCGGUGAUGUUCCAGAAAAGAAGAGUCACGAUUUUAGAUGGAGCUCAAUGCCCGAGUCUUCAAAUCAGCCUUAUUACCUUAGAAGUUUCCUUAUGGUCCUGCAAGGAGUCCUAGAAAAUGAAGAUGAUCUGAGGCUCUUUGACCAACAGGAUACUGACAUCAUCGCUAAGUUUUAUCAGCUUUCAGGAAAUGGCCAGAGAUUAUACGUAAGACUUUUCCAACGUAAGCUAAAUUGGAUCAAAACGAGCAAGAUAGAAUAUGAAGAAAUCGGUCCAGAUUUAUCGCCAGUAAUCGAAGAAUUGAAGCAAGCAGGUUUUCUGCAGUUAGAAUCCGAAUUGCAAGAACUCUCCGAAGUGCUUGAUCUACUUUCUGCUCCUGAGCUAAAAACCUUAGCGAAGACCUUUCACUUGGCAAACCCCAAUGGUCAGAAACAGCAACUGUUAGAUGCCUUUCUUAAAUUAGCCAAACAGCGCUCUGUCUUCAGCUUCGGCAAGAAUCAACCUUCCAUUGAGGCAGUGAUUUUAAAAAGGGCGAAGGAUUUGGCUGGACAGUCAGUCAGGGUUUGUAAAGGGCCUAGAUCCUUGUUUUCCCGGAUCUUGCUCCUCUUUUCAUUGACCGAUUCGGUGGAAAAUGAAGAAGCCGCUUGUGGUGGGCAAGGCCAACUUUCUACCGUGCUUAUGGUAAACUUGGGUCGCGUGGCAUUCCCCAGGUACACUGUAAACAGGAAAUUACAAAUCUUUCAGGACAGAAAUGAUCUCAUCAGAUACGCAUCAGCUGUUCAUACAUUGAACGAUGUGGCCACCGCAAUGACUAAUGGAAAUUGGAAGGAGGCUAAUGAGCUGUACAAAUGUGCAAAAGAGGUCUGGAACAACUUGAAAAAUCACUCUUCACUGAGAUUCCAUGAAGAGUUGCCUCUUUACUUGAGGUGUUUUACGGUUGGUUGGGUUUAUACAAGGAUUAUGUCUCGAGGAGUUGAAAUUUUACAGAGAUUGCACAUGUAUGAGGAAGCCGUUAACGAACUUAAAAACCUGUUGUCUCAGAACAUUUACUGUCCUGACAGCAGAGGACGUUGGUGGGAUCGAUUGGCUCUCAAUUUACAUCAGCAUUUGAAACGCAUUGAACAGGCUAUUAAGUGCAUCUCACAAGGUUUAUCGGAUCCAUUUGUACGGACAGGACAUCGGUUUUCUCUUUAUCAGCGGGCAUUGCGCCUGAGAGAUUCACCAAGCUGUCAAAAAUUCAAACACCUCUUUCAAAAACUGCCUGUAAUAACUGUUGAAGAUGUUACACAUGUGACGAUCAAAGGAAAAAUGUGUCCCCAGAGUGGGAUGGGGAAAUCUGUAUUCCUAAUUGAAGGUAAUGGAGAUGAAGAAGACCCUAGCCUAACCACAGUCAUGUGCUCGGUUGAGGAGUUGGCACUAAGCUAUUACAGACAGAAUGGCUUCGAUCAAGGAAUUCAUGGAGAAGGAUCCACAUUUAUUACACUCUAUAGCCUUCUAAUGUGGGACAUCAUUUUCAUGGAUGGAGUCCCUGACGUGUUCCGAAAUCCAUAUCAGGCAUUCCCAUUGGAUCUGUACACCGACAGCUUCUAUGAAAACAGGAAAGAUGCAAUCGAAGCCAGGCUCCGGUUGCUUCAGCAAGCUCCUCCUGAAACUUUGAGACAGUUGAUUGCAGAGGUUUGGAACGCCCAGGAGGGUAAAGCAGCAGCAGUUGUUAGCUGGGACCGCUUCACUUCACUCCGACAAGCUCAGGAUCUGAUCACCUGCUUCGGGGGUUGUUUCUUAAGUGGCGUAUGCAGAAAACUAGUCACGGACCUUCGGCACUGCAGAGGGGGCCUCCCCGAUCUAGUUGUGUGGAAUACUCAGGAUAAGCGUUUCAAGCUGGUGGAAGUUAAAGGCCCCAACGACCGCCUAUCCCACAAACAGAUGAUCUGGUUGGACGAGCUGCAGAAGCUGGGAGCUGAAGUCGAAGUCUGCCACGUGGUUGCCGUUGGAGCCAAGGGUAAUCGUCUGAGCUAAAGCCUCGAUUGUUCAAUGUCACACCUGCUGCCAUCCCUAAAUGGUGAAGAACGAAAGUGAACGAGAUGCCUGCCUCCUCCUCCUUUUAUCUUCACCACCUCAUACCUAGACUGCCGUCACAAAUGAUUGUUUUCCGAAGGACCCUUGCCAGGUUUUUUGGAGGGGGUUGAUGUAGGCUAGAUUAGAACUAUGGACGAGGAUUUUGGGGGUGGGUCAGCGUGAUUUUGCUACUGUGGCUUUGGUUCUUGGGCCUAUAGGGGAGGAUACUAACCCUUCUCCUCGCCUGUUUUUUCCAAGGCUGAUGAGUACAGGAAUUUUAUGUACAGCUGGUAAGGGCCGUAGGCCAAGAAAGCUAAUUACCGCACCUUUUGGGUGCUUAUAUUCUGCUGCUAAGCGUCAAGCCAUGCAGGGUGAGUAUACGACUUGCCUUUGUAAGCAUUGAUUUUUAUAUAGUGGGAGAGUGGGGCCGCCUUCAUGAAUUUGCUUAACUUUGGGGGGGGGGGGGGAGGGGAAUGGAUCUUUUAUAACCUUAUUCCUUAAUCAGUGGUAUUUAUUGGGGGCUUACUGUGUGCAGAGCACUGUCCUAAGCACGUGGGCGCGUCCAGUACAGCAGGGUUGGCAUACACAUUCCCUGAAUCUGUACCAAUUUUGUUUUUUUAAAACUACUUCCAGACACCCCUGUACUUACCAGAACGCAAGUUUCACGUACUCCAGUUGUAAGUGUAACCUCGUUGCUGUGAACAGAAUAUUUUGAGUGGAGGGGUUCAGGAAGAUGUAGUACAGGCUGAAAUGAAAAUGCUCGAAUGGUAUGUCUGAUUAUUUGGAUGUUUUUAUAUUGACGAAUACACCAACAGAAUCUCUGUGGAAAAGCAUGAACUUUUAUUUGACAAAAUUACCUUCACAUUCAUUCCCUCCUAGUGACAAGCUCUAUACUUAGAAUUUCCUGUCCAUUCUACAUGUAACAGUCAUUAGGCACAAAGGUUUUAGUUUUCUUUUAAGUUACCUCUAAACCAUUUGCGAUUGCUUCUAAUGAAAGAAGAUUCUGCAACUAAAAGGAAUUUGUGGAACAGUGUUUUUCAUCUCUUAGGAUUUCAAGUUAAAGGUUAAGACAUUUUUGGCUUUAGUAUAAAUGUCCGUCUGAGAUCAACGGUCAGCUAUGUGUACCUGAAAUUAUAGAAUUCAAAAUUAUUAAAUACUUAGUGACCUUACACUACAUUUCUUGCAAAAAUAAAGUUUUAUUGGUACUGUA